Rhagoletis zephyria (snowberry fruit fly) is the source of this 645-nucleotide messenger RNA. RefSeq lists its product as uncharacterized. The record is from RefSeq and is a predicted model, not a curated record. Lineage: Eukaryota; Metazoa; Arthropoda; Insecta; Diptera; Tephritidae.
AUGUCGCACGAAACCGUCCAACGUGAGGACUUCUUGGAAGAUGGCUUUACACUUUCAUCAAGGACCAUUGCCGACUGGUAUAGCUACUGCAUAGAAGUGGUAGUAGUAUACCAGUUGGACCAUCAACAAUUCAGUGGCAAAAUUGGUGGUCCAGGCAAAACGGUCCAAGUUGAUGAAAGCAAAUUUGGCAAGAGAAAAUAUAAUAAAGGAAGGAGAGUUGAAGGUCAUUGGGUAUUGGGAAUAAUUGAAGAUGGCAAGGAGGAUCUUCGACUCGAGGUGUACCCGGACAACAUCAGAUCGGCAGACGUCUUAAUACCUCUUAUAAAGAAGCAUGUGCUGGAGGGAACUACAAUCCGUACGGACUUCUGGCGGGCUUAUGAUUGCCUUUCAGAACAUGGAUUCAUCCACAAGAAGGUCAACCAUAGUGACCCAGUGAAUCCAUUUGUUGCCGAAGAUGGUACACAUACUCAGCGAAUAGAGUCCCAGUGGAGGGUUCGCUUCUUUUACAAGGACAACUACAAUAACCCAGAAAACUUUGCACACGUUAUUGUGGAGUUUAUGUGGCGUCGAACUGUUGCCGCUGAAAAAAGAGACGCUUUCAUAGCUUUAAUUGAAGCUGUUAAAUAUGUUUAUAAGCUUGAAUAA